Molecule: messenger RNA, 1695 nt
Organism: Penicillium cataractarum
Lineage: Eukaryota; Fungi; Ascomycota; Eurotiomycetes; Eurotiales; Aspergillaceae
Product: ammonium transporter
Exons: 3
Coding region: 1-1695 (564 amino acids)
Biological process (GO): ammonium transmembrane transport
Cellular component (GO): plasma membrane
Molecular function (GO): ammonium channel activity
Source: RefSeq, a predicted model, not a curated record
AUGUCGUCGUUCAACGGGAAAGCCCCAUAUGCCCCCGACUAUGCCUCCUACAACUGGAUUGGCGCUCCCGCCAACUAUGAGCUGACUACCAAUGCUGACCUGGGCGGCGAUUCCCGCACCGAAAACUUGAACAAAUGGUUCCAAUCAGGCGACCAGGCCUACAUUAUCGUGGCGUCUGCCAUGGUCCUAGUCAUGAUUCCAGGACUGGGCUUCUUGUACUCGGGCUUGGCCCGACGUAAGUCCGCUCUGAGCAUGAUCUGGGCUUGUAUGGCUUCCAUGUCCGUCAUCACCUUCCAAUGGUACUUCUGGGGUUAUUCGCUCGCCUUCUCUACCUCGGCGACCAACGGUUUCAUUGGCAACUUGCGCAACUUUGGUCUUAUGAAGACUCUCGCCGAUCCUAGCCCUGGAUCACCACUGAUUCCUGGCUUGCUCUUUGCAUUCUACGAGAUGCAAUUCUGUGCCGUUACUGCAGCUAUCGUCAUGGGCGCCGUCGCUGAGCGUGGUCGCCUCCUUCCCGCUAUGGUCUUCACCUUCAUCUGGGCGACAGUCGUCUACUGCCCUCUUGCCUGCUGGGCCUGGAACUCCAAUGGCUGGGCCUUCAAGUACGGUGUCAUGGACUACGCUGGUGGUGGCCCUGUCGAAAUCGGUUCCGGUUUCACUGCACUCGCAUACAGCAUGGUUCUCGGUCGCCGCCAGGAGCGCAUGAUGCUCAACUUCCGCCCUCACAACGUCUCCCUGAUCCUUCUCGGUACCGUCUUCCUCUGGUUCGGCUGGCUCGGCUUCAACGGUGGUUCGGCCUUUGGUGCCAACAUCCGUGCCACCAUGGCCUCUUGGAACACCAACCUGACUGCUGCAUUCGGUGCUAUUACCUGGGUGCUGCUUGACUGGCGUUUGGCUCGUAAGUGGUCCAUGGUCGGCUGGUGUUCCGGCACCAUCUCUGGACUCGUCGCUGCCACUCCCGCGUCUGGUUUCAUCUCCCCCUGGGCUAGUGUAAUUCUCGGAAUUGUCACCGGCAUCGUUUGCAAUUACUCGACCAAGAUCAAGUACUGGAUUCGCAUCGACGACAGCAUGGAUGUGUUAGCUGAGCACGGUAUCGCCGGUAUCAUCGGUCUCCUUUUCAAUGCCUUCUUCGGCGACGACGCCAUCGUCGGCCUGGACGGUGUCAACACCGGCACCGGUGUUGGUGGCUGGGUCAUCCACAACUGGAAGCAGCUGUACAUUCAAAUCGCCUAUAUCGUGGCAACCGCCGCCUACUCCUUCGUCAUGUCCGCUAUCAUCGCCUACGGCAUUAACGCCAUUCCCGGCCUGAACCUGCGUGCCUCCGAAGAGGCUGAGCUCCUCGGUAUGGACGAUGACCAGCUCGGCGAGUUCGCCUACGACUACGUUGAGGUUCGCCGUGACUACCUCGCCUGGACCCCGCAGAAGCACGACCAGCUAGAGGACGGUCACGAGAUUCCCGCCGCUGAUCGGUACGGUAUCGGUGAGCACUCGGAGAUGAUGCUGGAGGGACAGGCUCCGAACGGCGAGAUCAGCCAAAGCUCCCGCGGUGGUAGUGAGGGAGACAUGCACAUUCAAGAAUUGAAGAUUGCACCUGCUCCCAGACAGGUCGCCGAGAUGACGAGCCCGCACACCCAUGCACCUCCUCCUACGGAAACGCCCGUUAUCUUGAAACCUGUCGAUGAAAAGUCUGAUUAA